This is a messenger RNA of Suillus plorans, 786 nucleotides long. RefSeq lists its product as uncharacterized. The coding region runs from base 98 to 694 and encodes 198 amino acids. The transcript has 6 exons. Lineage: Eukaryota; Fungi; Basidiomycota; Agaricomycetes; Boletales; Suillaceae. The record is from RefSeq and is a predicted model, not a curated record.
UGCAGUAAUAGCCCUUUCAGCCGAGGCCUCACCCCACUGCACGUCAGACGCACGCAACGACGAGUUUUAACGGUCCUCACUCACAGAAAUACACAUAAUGGAUAAUGAUGCCGUGAUGGAAGGCGGCAGCUCCUCCGUACAGGUAGCGCCGCGGCUGCCCAGUAUUGAGAGUGAAUACACUUCCUCUUUGAUGCCCAAUGUCCUCCCACCUGUCCGCGAGUUUCGAGAUAUCCAAGUCAAGGUGCAUAUUCGUCGACCUGAGAAGGACUCCUGGGCAUAUCUUGGACGUGCUUUAGUAUCACAGGAAGUAGUAGGCCAGUCCUCUCGUGUCGUUGUACGCUCGUUGACAUCUAGCAAAGUGUUGGUCGCAUUCGGAGAGGUAUCCGAGCUCCAGGCCGAAAAACGUGGCAACUUCGUUGUCGUCGGUUGCGUCGAGGGUUCUCGGGUUAUCUCAUGGUCUUUGAACGCCGUGAACAACUCCGAAACGCUUCGCCUGCUUGCAAGCAUUGAACUUGCAUGCUAUCGUUGCAGACUCGCCGUAGUUGAUCCACGAACCCAUACCAAGGCUCGUCGGCGCAUUGAGCGCGUCAUUAAAGAGGAUAGACGCAGGAGACAUAGGCGUCGUAAAGACCAGGAUGCAAUGAUUGACGCAUUCCAGCAACAGCAUCUCGGCGAUGAUGUGCCAGAUUCAUGAACGCAUUCACUUCUUGACGAUGGAUGGAUUAGACAGAGUAACGGCGUGUUGACCAACAACCGUACAUGAUUGCGCAACCUUGAAGGUGCGCA